Molecule: messenger RNA, 1393 nt
Organism: Anarrhichthys ocellatus (wolf-eel)
Lineage: Eukaryota; Metazoa; Chordata; Actinopteri; Perciformes; Anarhichadidae
Exons: 6
Coding region: 247-882 (211 amino acids)
Source: RefSeq, a predicted model, not a curated record
GGUAACCUGAUUCCCAAGGCAACUGUUGCCACCGCAAAACACUCAGUGAACGCACAGGCAAGUCACAGGUUAAUGUCUAACUAGUGCCGCCACAGUAAUUUGCUAUAUUUACAUUCGGUAGCUGUGUGAUGAUUGACUAGAAAUCUUAAUUGCAACUUUAAGGAGAUAAUUAAAUUGUGCAGGAUUUGACACUUUGGAAAGUUUCAUUCCACCGAGACGAACAGAAGAAACGGCUUGAACUUCAAAAUGAGACUACCAGCCAUCUCCAUAGCUUCCACACCAGUGUGGAUUCCUCACAACACACUUCCUGUCCGGCAGAGUCGCAGCCUGGCGGUCACCCCCGUGACAUUUCCCAGCAUCUCGGACUCUGCUCGGCUGUGGACGAGCUGUCAGAGUAUUCCAAGACUGAACCCUUUGCAUCCACCGUUGGUCCAUAAACGCACCGUCAGUCUGGAGACGCCAGCUGUUCACCACCACAACCACCAGAGGUCAAUACUCAUGCAGAGGAGAGAGUACCACGGGUAUCAUCAAGUGUGGAGAAAACCUUUUUAUGGAACCAGCAGUGAGAGAGAGGACUACAGGAAGGAGACGCGUGAGCAGUUAAAGAGGCAGAUGGAAGAGAAACAUGUAGCACUGAAGCUGCAGCUGGCCGGCAACGCGAAGGAAGCAGAGUAUCUACGGGAAGUGGACCGCCUCGACCUGUCCGGUGAGAGAGAGCUGAGGACCCAGCACAGCAAAGCAAUGACGGCUUACAGAGACGAGAACAAGAGGCUAAUGGAGCAGAGCUGGAGGGACAGAGCACUAACGCGCUCCCAGGAGACCCUGAAGGAGAGAGAGCUGCUGGGCCUCAACCCCAUUAACUGGAGUGGAACACUGAAAUAGGAUGAACCUCAACAUCCACAGUCAAAAGCUCGGUUUCACGCCUCGCUGGAGCACUCGAGCGUACGAGUGACAACAUGAAACUGGGAUGCAACACAUUUAGAACAUGUAAUUAGUGCUGUGAAAGCUACGGAGGGAACUUGAGGUGUUUGGAGGAUGUUAUUGUAAACUGGGAGGAACCAGAUGAAACCGUCCAGCAUCCCUCUGAAUAUACAAGAAUGGUGAUUUAUCUCCUAUCUUACAUUAUAAGGGUUGUUUUAAUCACUGCUGUGGGUUUCAAUACAGUGAAUCCGUGAGUAUUUAUAUAUUAGUAUUACACCAAUUGACUGUUCUUUUGUUGUUAAGUAUCAAAAUCGAUGCAGCAGAACCAGAGAUAGUCAUUUUUAUUUUGUGCCUUUUUUCUUCAUCAUUAAAACCUGGUGCCUACAUUACCCACAAUGCAACCUGACCAUCAACAGUUCUGUUUGAGAUUAGAGUGUAGCCUUGAGCUGUUAGCCUCAAGCAGAGAUGAGGA